Messenger RNA from Misgurnus anguillicaudatus (oriental weatherfish), 2680 nucleotides. RefSeq names its product MCM3 minichromosome maintenance deficient 3 (S. cerevisiae), like (gene mcm3l). Gene Ontology annotation, biological process: DNA strand elongation involved in DNA replication; double-strand break repair via break-induced replication; DNA replication. The record is from RefSeq and is a predicted model, not a curated record. Gene Ontology annotation, cellular component: MCM complex; nucleus. Lineage: Eukaryota; Metazoa; Chordata; Actinopteri; Cypriniformes; Cobitidae. Gene Ontology annotation, molecular function: ATP binding; single-stranded DNA binding; ATP hydrolysis activity.
UAAUUAACAUAAUUAAUAUGCAGGCCUGUGCCCUUAGCUGUUUUCUGAGACAGACGAAGGUGUUUCUUUCUGCAAUGUACUAAAAAAAUAUAGCCAGACUAAAUGGAAACAAUUCACUUGGGUGCUUUUGCAUUUGUCAGGGGUGCAUAAAUGGAAUCUGGCUUUGAGGAUCUUGAACUGAGAGAAUCUCAGAGAGAGUAUCUGGACUUUCUGGAUGAUGAUCAAGACCAGGGUAUCUAUCAUGAAAAGGUAAGAAGUAUGGUGUCUGAGGGUCAGUGUCGCCUCAUUGUAAACGUCAAUGACCUGCGUCGGAAAAGUGAAAAAAGAGCAAAAGAAUUACUGAAGAAUGCUUUUGUUGAGCUGGUGGCGUUUCAGAGAGCCCUGAAGGAUCUUGUGGCUUCAAUAGAUGCCACUUAUGCAAAACAGUUUGAAGAGUUUCAUGUUGGUUUUGAGGGAAGCUUCGGGAGCAAACAUGUCUCUCCUCGAACUCUAAGUGCACGUUUUCUGGGGAAUCUUGUGUGCGUGGAGGGCAUUGUGACCAAAUGUUCCUUGGUGAGGCCCAAGAUUAUGCGUAGCGUCCACUAUUGUCCAGCCACAAAGAAAACCCUGGAGAGAAAAUACACAGAUCUCACCUCAUUGGAUGCUUUUCCUUCCAGUGCCAUUUAUCCAACCAAAGAUGAAGAGAACAAUCCACUGGAGACAGAGUUUGGACUUUGCUGCUAUAAAGACCACCAGACACUCACCAUUCAGGAGAUGCCGGAAAAAGCCCCUGCUGGACAGCUGCCACGUUCGGUCGACAUCAUCGCAAACGAUGACCUCGUCGACAAAGUUAAACCAGGUGAUCGUGUGCAGAUCGUAGGGGUCUACCGUUGCCUACCUGCAAAACAGGGCGGCUUCACUUCGGGAACCUUCAGAACGAUCCUGUUGGCUAAUAAUGUGAAGCUUAUGAGUAAGGAGAUUGUGCCAACAUUCUCUGCAGAUGAUGUUGCCAAGAUCAAGAAGUUUUGCAAAACUCAUUCUAAAAAUGUGUUUGAGCAGCUGAGCAACUCUUUGGCUCCCAGCAUCCAUGGCCAUGAGUACAUAAAGAAGGCAAUUCUGUGUCUACUGUUGGGUGGCAAUGAGACCAAUUUGGAGAAUGGCACGCGCAUCCGAGGAGACAUUAAUAUUUUGCUAAUAGGUGAUCCCUCAGUUGCGAAAUCUCAGUUGCUGCGAUAUGUUUUGUUCACGGCACCAAGAGCGAUUCCCACCACAGGUCGAGGCUCAUCUGGAGUGGGUUUGACGGCUGCCGUCACCACUGACCAGGAGACGGGUGAGCGUCGCUUGGAGGCGGGAGCCAUGGUGCUUGCUGACAGAGGAGUGGUAUGCAUUGAUGAAUUCGAUAAGAUGUCUGACAUGGACCGAACAGCCAUCCAUGAAGUGAUGGAGCAGGGCAGGGUCACCAUUUCCAAGGCUGGGAUUCAGGCAAGGCUUAACGCUCGCUGCAGUGUGUUAGCUGCUGCUAACCCAGUGUAUGGACGGUAUGACCAGUAUAAAACUCCAAUGGAGAACAUCGGGCUCCAGGAUUCCCUGCUCUCCCGUUUUGACCUGCUUUUUAUUGUUCUGGAUCAGAUGGAUCCGGAUAGCGAUCGGGAGAUCUCGGAGCAUGUGCUGCGUAUGCACCGGUAUCGAGCACCUGGAGAGCCAGAAGGGACAGCGAUGCCAUUGGGAAGUACAGUGGAUGUGUUUGCCACAGAGGAUCCAAACAUCACAGAGGCAGCUGAACAGGAACUACAGAUCUAUGAGAAGAAAGACAAUGUCCUCCAUGGCCACAGGAAGAAAAAGGAGAAGGUAGUCACCAUGGAGUUCAUCCGGAAGUACAUCCAUGUUGCUAAGCUGGUGAAGCCAGUUUUGACCCAAGAGGCAUCGGACUACAUAGCAGAGGAGUAUUCCAGACUCAGAAGUCAUGACCAAGUCAACAGUGAUUCAGCCAGGACGAUGCCUGUGACAGCUCGAGCUCUGGAGACCAUGAUCCGAUUGGCUACGGCUCACGCCAAAGCCCGGAUGAGUAAAACAACUGACCUGGGAGAUGCAGAAGCCGCACUGGAACUCAUGCAGUUUGCUUAUUUCAAAAAGAUAUUGGAAAAGGAUAAGAAGAGGAAAGUUCCUGAGGACUCAGAAAUGGAUGUUACUCAAAGCCAGGAGACAGAAAGUCAAAGAAAUGUUCGGAAGCGCUCUCGCAUCUCUAAAGAUGAUGAUGUGGAAAUGACCCAAGAUGCAGAGGACUCAGACCCUUAUGACUUCACAGAUGAUGAAAACACUCAGACCAGUCAGAAGAGCAGGCCAGCAUCUCAAAGGACCAGUCAGAGGAAGAAAGGUGACAUCAGCUCGGACAGAAUGAAAGUCUUUAAGACUGCUCUACUGAAGGCAUUUAAAGUCACCAGGUCUCAAUCUGUGGCAGUGCCUGAGCUUCUGGCUCACAUUAAUAAAGGCCAGGAUGAGGAGUUUGACCAGAAUGAGGUUAAUCUACUGCUUGAACGCAUGCAGGAUGACAACCAGGUCAUGGUAUCGGAGAACGUGGUGUUUCUUAUCUGAGGGAGGAGCGAAUGUCAACACAGUGUAACAAAGUUGCAAAACACGGAUCACAUUACUUUUGAUAUUACAGCACUUAUUACAAAUGACCAAUAAACUGUGCUAGCAUCAA